AUGACUACCCAGGUGUUCUCUGAGCUAGAGGCUGUUAUUGUUUCUACUCCAAGCAAUGAAAGACGCCUACGAGUUCGUGGGGUGCGCCGGUCGCCUGAUAUUACAGGAGACGACGUGAUUGAGGUCUCCUCCGUGAAUUCGGAGCAAAGUUACCACACCGCUGUUGUGCCUCAGGAGGAAGGCUUCCAUCUCGAUGAUGGUGGUGCGCAGGCCUCGCAAAUGAUGAGGUUGCAAAGAGCUGUUGAGGAGCGAACAGGCAGGGUCAAGGAUGAAGAUCUAACAGGCGACAUCCCUCUUUUAACUCAAAUUCCCAUGUUCACAAACGGAGUCAUACAGCCUUCAGUCGCCAGAUCGAAUGGCGAGGACCCACCAGUGCAUUUGUCACAGGACAUGGCUGAUCAUCUUGUUCUCUCUUACUUAACGAGAGAAUAUGCAAACUUGCCCAUCCUGGACUUGUUACAGUUUCAAUCAGCCUACGAGAGUACCAGAACUGAACAGGAUAUAGCCGCAACAUCCAGUAGUUUCCAUGGUAUUUUGAAUACCAUUUUCGGUUUAUCUGGUCUGAGUGCAACCGAUGUGAAUGACGAAGAUGUGACGAGUUUCUUCAAUCGCGGUCAGAGGAUGUCCAGGGAUAUGGAGAACAGCGGAUCUCUAUGUGAACGUAUUCAAUCAUUUAUUUUACAAAGCCAGUAUCUAUAUGCGAUUGGCAACUCAAGAUUGGCAUGGAUGUUCAUUGGGUUUGCCAUCCGCACGGCGCAGGUUCUGGGCCUGCACCUCAAGACAGGGGGGCAUGAUGCCCGAGGAAGGCGGGAUCGCGAACUCGCUCGGCGACUCUGGCAUAGUGCCAUGAUCCUGGAACGGAUGAUUGCGCUGCAACUAGGGCUUCCACCGCAAACCUCCAAUCCACUGAGGGUGCCGUUACCGACGCAUUGGGACACAGACUACAUCGAUUUUAUAUCCGGAGGAAAUCCCCCCACCACGGCAGAUCGUCCAUCAUUAAUAGAGUUCUUGACAGCCUGUGCGAGGCUGUAUAGCCACGUCGAGGAUAUUCUAGCAUGGGAGGAUGAACUGAGAAUGCAGCCGAAUAGUUGUGCUGCGAAGAAGCUACUUUCUUUUGACUUCAAAAUAUUUUUGAAGGUGGACACUCUUUUAUACGAUUGGCAGACAUCUCUGCCAUCGUAUCUGAAAAAUGAUGCCGCGGACGGCAUAUGGAAUGAUCCGGUAGUGUGUCGGCAGCGGAAUGUUCUCCGAGCACGCUACCUAUAUGUCCGUCUUCGACUUUAUCGGCCUCUGCUGGCCUUGGGACUCGCACUGUCCACCAAAUGCAACUGUCGACCUGAAGGCCGCCCGCAUGCUACCAAAGAGGAGCCUAGCUCAUCUACCUCCCCUGUGGUUUUCAGCAUGGUACGCGACGCCUCAAUCAAGAGCGUGGCGGUCGCCUUGGAACUGAUCAACCUUAUCCGUACGCACGAAGAUGGGCCGCGCGAUGGCAGGCUAGACCAAGGUCGCUAUAAUCUGAUCUCUCCAUAUUGGGAGAACAUCGAUUAUAUUUACGCCUGCGGAACGGUCUUUCUCGCAGCUCGUCUAAGUAACUUUAGCAGCUUCAAUGACAAUAAUUCUGGUGGAAUCAAUGAAGGGGAGGUAGAGACGUCUUUGACGCGUGCUAUCGAUAUGUUGGACCAUUACCACAGUAUUAGACCAAAUGGCAAGGUGGCGCGUAUAGCACAGAUGUGCUGCAAUACAUUAAAAACUCUCUCGGAUGUUGUUAAAAAGCCUGGCACUGCUGGCCCAUCAACCGGCGCAGCUGCGGUCUUGGAUGAAAAUACUCGAGAUCGGCUCCUGGGUAGGACGGAGAACAGCAAUCCGGCCCUUAACAGAACCCGGACGCAGUCGAUAGGGGACGCGCUCGCAUAUUAUGGAUGGAUUGAGAGUCUGCCUAUAGAUUUGGCUGGUCCACUGGAAUGA
This is a messenger RNA of Aspergillus nomiae NRRL 13137, 1965 nucleotides long. Its product is annotated as transcription factor domain-containing protein. Gene Ontology annotation, molecular function: RNA polymerase II cis-regulatory region sequence-specific DNA binding; DNA-binding transcription factor activity, RNA polymerase II-specific; zinc ion binding. Lineage: Eukaryota; Fungi; Ascomycota; Eurotiomycetes; Eurotiales; Aspergillaceae. The coding region runs from base 1 to 1965 and encodes 654 amino acids. The record is from RefSeq and is a predicted model, not a curated record. Gene Ontology annotation, cellular component: nucleus. The transcript has a single exon. Gene Ontology annotation, biological process: DNA-templated transcription; positive regulation of transcription from RNA polymerase II promoter by galactose.